AGAGAAAAACACCUUAACUCGAGGGUCUCGCAAACUAAUCUGACUUUACAGGUCCCUGGAUUUCAAGUCUCGCAAAAAGAUGGGUGCUGAGACACCUAGACAGUUCCUACACUUUGAGAAGUUUCCUUAUUGAGGUCUCAGAUUGAGAAAUACUUCACAGAGCCAUGAGAAUUACAGGGCCUGAGAUACCUAGAGAUACCUGGGCUAAAUGAGCUACUUUAUAAAGAUGCUGUGUGUCUUCUCACAUUGUCCAAUAUAAUGGCAGGAUUGAGAAUGCAGGAUCUGAAGCCAGAUUGUCUGCACUGGAAUUCUGGCCCUUUAGUAGCUCUGUGAUCUUUGGCAAGUUACUUAUGUCUGCACUUCAGUAUCUUUAUCUGUAAUAGGGGGUUAUAAGUACCUACCUCAUUGGGUGGUUGUGAGAAUUAAAUGAGUUAAUACAUGAAAAGUGCUUAGACCAAGUACUUGGCAUAAAGUGAGAGUUGGAUAUAUGUUAGCCAUGAUUAUUAACCACCUGGGGGAACUUCAACUGGAUUUGGAAUCUGGGCAUCCAGCUGGAAAGGCCUGCUUGGGAGUGUCUUGUGAAUGUGAUUUGCAUAACGGUUGAGGCCCUGCUGACGUCAAAGUUUCCUUGCAGCUCCAGGUCAGAUCUACUCCUGGAAGUAGUUCCUGUCACACAAGUCCCACAAUCGUCCCACCAACCUUGCUUCCGACCCAACUCCCGAAGCACCAGGAAGUGAAACAAAGCGGCAGAGCCUCGUGUCUCUAGCUCACCCUGUCCCUCUCAUCCCAUCCCCCAGGGCUCCGCUUCCUCCUCCUCCUCUUCACCUGUCAUCUCCUAUCCUUUAGGGCUCCCAGAUGGAGACCAGAGGUGGGAAGAGCACAGGAGACAUUAUACGCAAGUGAGCUAUUCCUGGAGAGCAUUACACAUAAUGUCCCAUCCCAGGCCUCCAGCCACAGCAACCACACGACUCAUUUCCCCUGGAACUGAGGCUGCAUACCUGGGCUCCCCACGGAGGGGGAUGAUGCAGGGAGGGAAAUCCCACCUGCUGUGAGUCACCUGCUUGUCUAAAGGGCGGGUCUUGCAAUGCAGAGACCUUAAAAAGAGACUCAGAGACAAGGGAGAAAAACAACAGGAAGCAGCUCAGAAACUGGAGGUGAAGAACGGAGGGAACCAAACCAGAACGCACAGAACAGAGAGAAUCAGGCCCGGAGUGAGGGGAAGUGGGCAGAGAUUCCACAGGGACUGACCCGUGCAAGGCACAGAGCCGGCCAGAUUUGAGAAGCAGGCAGCAAGAUGCUGGGGAGCCGAGCUGUGCUGCUGCUGCUGCUGCUGCUGCUGGUGCUGCUGCCCUGGACCGCUCAGGGCCGGGCUGUGCCUGAGGGCAGCAGGCCUGCCUGGGCUCGGUGCCAGCAGCUCUCCCAGAAGCUCUGCACGCUGGCAUGGAGUGCACAUCCACCAAUGGGACACGUGGAUCUACCAAGAGAAGAGGGAGAUGACGAGACUACAAAUGAUGUCCCCCAUAUCCAGUGUGAGGAUGGCUGUGAUCCCCAAGGACUCAGGGACAACAGUCAGCCCUGCUUGCAAAGGAUCCACCAGGGCCUGGUUUUUUAUGAGAAGCUGCUGGGCUCAGACAUUUUCACAGGGGAGCCCUCUCUACUUCCCGAUGGCCCUGUGGGCCAGCUCCAUGCCUCCCUCCUGGGCCUCAGGCAACUCUUGCAGCCUGAGGGUCACCACUGGGAGACUGAGCAGACUCCAAGCCCCAGUCCCAGCCAGCCGUGGCAGCGCCUCCUUCUCCGCCCCAAGAUCCUUCGCAGCCUCCAGGCCUUUGUGGCCGUGGCUGCCCGGGUCUUUGCCCAUGGAGCAGCAACCCUGAGCCCUUAAAGCCAACAGCUUCAAGGAUGGCAUCCAGAUCUAUGGCUCAGCAAUGCUAAGAUGAAUCUGUCAGCCCAGGCACCUGCAAGCCAACAAGUUAAUUUGUCCAUUAAUUCUAAUGGGACUUGCAUGUGUUGAAAAAUUACCAAUACUGACUGAUUUAUGAUGCUGACCUAGGACAAGGUUGAGUAUUUAUUAGAUGGGAAGGGAAAAUUUGGGAUUAUUUAUCUUCAUGGCAGCAGUUUGGGGAGGAGGAUUAUUUAUUAUAUUUAUACUGAAAUAUGCACUUUUUUCAAUAAAGACUUAUUUAUGUGGAUAUCUGAGUCUAAUUUCUAGGCUUGGUUGAGACAAAGAAACAGAAUGGAAAAAUAGGGCCAAGGGACUACAAUAUGCAUCCUUCUUCUGCUCUGCAGGGCUGCAGUGGAGAGGGACAUUUCCUCAUGACCCCCUGUGUAUAGAGUAAUUGGAAUCUUUUCGGUCUGAAUCCUGUAUGGCUAAACAAGCUGAAUGGGAUUACAAGGGGGUGAGAUUAGGAAGUGGAGCCUCACUUUGGGGGGCCUCACCCUCUCUUGCUCCCUGACCCAGUGCCUCCUUCCUUCCUUUCUUGGCCAAGAAUGUAUUUGGCCAGAGACAGGAGUCCUGAUCAAAAGUCAUCAUGCAGGAUCAAAAGUCAGAGCUGUUUUGGGCAGGAAGGGCAUUCUAGAAAGAUGAAGGUAAAUCCCCAAAACUAAUGGGAUUCUCCCUUAACGGACAUCUCUGGGGCCCUUCAGAAGGGAGUUUGAUUACCCAAGGGGAGCUAAACUGCCUUUGAAAGAAAGAAGGGGAAGGGGCUAGUGAUUAUUUCUCUUCCUUUUCUCCAUAGUCACAACAUCAAAAAGGCAUGGGCUUUGGAGUCAGACGGACCCAGGUUUAUAUCUUGGCUUUGCCACCAACCAGCUGAGUGACA
Diceros bicornis minor is the source of this 2819-nucleotide messenger RNA. RefSeq names its product interleukin 23 subunit alpha (gene IL23A). The coding region runs from base 1295 to 1882 and encodes 195 amino acids. The record is from RefSeq and is a predicted model, not a curated record. The transcript is spliced from 5 exons. Gene Ontology annotation, biological process: immune response; positive regulation of T-helper 17 cell lineage commitment; positive regulation of T cell proliferation. Gene Ontology annotation, molecular function: cytokine activity. Gene Ontology annotation, cellular component: interleukin-23 complex; extracellular region. NCBI's taxonomy places the organism in Eukaryota, Metazoa, Chordata, Mammalia, Perissodactyla, Rhinocerotidae.